Suillus fuscotomentosus is the source of this 779-nucleotide messenger RNA. RefSeq lists its product as uncharacterized. The transcript is spliced from 6 exons. Gene Ontology annotation, molecular function: FAD binding. Lineage: Eukaryota; Fungi; Basidiomycota; Agaricomycetes; Boletales; Suillaceae. The record is from RefSeq and is a predicted model, not a curated record. The annotation marks the transcript as partial.
AUUGACGCUGGCCCAGUGGGUCUGGUAGCAGCGCUGACGCUCCUCCAAAACGGUAUCUCAGUUUGCAUCAUCGAUAAUCUGGUAGCAACACCCUACCCUCGUGUCGGACAGUGUAGUGCUGGAACAUGGCCGCGCUCCCUCGAACUCUACAACUUCCUGGGCAUUUCGGAAGUCAACAGUCUAGGAACACCAGCCCCUGUCAUGCGUGGAUACAAGCCCGGGAUGUUGGAAGUUCUGAAAGACUCAUUGAUGGUCCCGCAUAUCGAACCUACUCCAGCAAUACCAUUCCUCCUAGAUGUCGUUCUGCGACGCCAUCUAGAAAAAUUCUCUUGUUCUAAUGGCAUAUCAGAAAUUUUUGAUACUGAGUCGAUCAUCGGCGCUGAUGGCAUCGUGCGCAAGCAACUUGGCCUCACAUUUUCGGGCGAGAUUAGAAAGGAUACUCUGAUUGUGACCGGAGACAUCAGCUUGACGCGUUGGCCUCGAUAGACUGGUACGUCUUGUUUUCUACAUAUCUCAUGGAAAGCUAUCCUGAUGCAGCCUUGAAGCAUUGGCACCGAUUUGGAAACUUCCAUGAACCAGGGUAUGUUCAGUUGAGGCUUGGAGACAUGUAUAUUGACGAUAUGCAACCUCUCAUUGUGUCCAACAGACGAAGCUGGCAAUGACGGUUGACAAUUUUUCUUCUUUGGUCAUGAACUAGAUUUGGCAAAGAUUGCUGCGAGCGAAAAGCUCAUUUUCGAGACUAUUGCGUUGUUAAUACCAACGGAGAUUUCAUUCAACAA